AUGGGCAUGGGAGAUUACUCACCGGGGAGCAUUUGGUAUUACGCGCCAACUAAAGCUGCCCCUAUCGUCUUCAUAAUCCUUUUCUUCAUCUCAGGCAUCAUUCACGCUUGGCAGACGAUCAAGCACGGGUCCUGGCGGACGACUGUCCUACUUCCAUGGGCAGCAGCAGUGAUGAUAGCCGGAUUCAUCAUUCGUGAGCUUGGGGCGUAUCAUACGGACAAUCUCACGUAUCUCAUCGCCUCCACUGUACUCAUCAUGUCCGGUCCGCCCGUCUAUGCGCUCAUAAACUACUUCAUCCUAUCCCGGAUCCUAUACUACAUCCCAUAUCUCGCACCAAUGCACCCAGGACGCGUCGCCACCACGUUUGUCGGCCUCGAUGCUGUCUGUGAGAUACUCAUCGGACAAGGCGCAUGGCGGAUGGCGAACUCAUCCAUGACAGCGAAACAGCGCAAACUAGGAGCGAACCUCGUUACGGCAUCACUGUCCCUCCAAGUAGCGCUGUUUGGCUCUUUCGGCAUCCUCGCUGCGCAGUUCCACAUGCGCGCCAACAAAGCAAAGUUGCUCUCACGAGACCUUCGAAUCGUACUAUACGUCCUAUACGUAUCCGCUACCAUCGUCACAAUUCGCUGCAUAUACCGUCUGGUCGAAUACACUGAGGGCUGGGACAGUACCAUAUACAAGAACGAGAUUUUCUUCUGGAUCUUCGAAGCCGUCAUCAUGUUCUGCAACACGACUCUCUUAAAUGUCUUCCACCCAGGCAAGCGUUUGCCUCGCUCGAACUCCGUAUUCCUUGACAGAGAUGGCAUAACAGAACGCCGUGGACCAGGAUGGGCCGACGACCGACCCUGGAUUGUGACACUCUUUGAUCCGUUCGAUAUUUGGGGUUUGUUUACCGGACGUGACGAGAAGACGCAGUUUUGGGACAUGAGCGAUGAAGAAUUGGCGCGCCUACGAGCCGAAAAGAAGAGUAACAAGAGGAAUGUACUCGCCGGUGCAGUUGACCCGUUCCAUCUCUGGGGUUCGAGAGGAUAUAUCGGGAAGCAUCUUACGGGUAAGAAAGCGGGCGCAAAGCCACGAGGCACGCAAAUGACAGAAUCGCCGGCAAAGUCGACUGUAUAA
Messenger RNA from Didymosphaeria variabile, 1119 nucleotides. RefSeq lists its product as uncharacterized. The transcript has 2 exons. Gene Ontology annotation, cellular component: membrane. Bases 1 to 1119 code for a protein of 372 amino acids. The record is from RefSeq and is a predicted model, not a curated record. NCBI's taxonomy places the organism in Eukaryota, Fungi, Ascomycota, Dothideomycetes, Pleosporales, Didymosphaeriaceae.